Cryptosporidium muris RN66 is the source of this 3221-nucleotide messenger RNA. Its product is annotated as valyl-tRNA synthetase, putative. Gene Ontology annotation, cellular component: cytosol. Lineage: Eukaryota; Apicomplexa; Conoidasida; Eucoccidiorida; Cryptosporidiidae. Gene Ontology annotation, molecular function: ATP binding; aminoacyl-tRNA deacylase activity; valine-tRNA ligase activity. The record is from RefSeq and is a predicted model, not a curated record. The transcript has a single exon. Gene Ontology annotation, biological process: valyl-tRNA aminoacylation. The coding region runs from base 84 to 3221 and encodes 1045 amino acids.
AUAAAACAACUGAAAGUGCAUUUAAAUUCUUAUUUAGACAGCUAUAGAGUACUUAAUAUAAAAUUGCUAAUAAGGUAGCGCUUAUGAAAACAGAGGAAUAUCAAUUAAGUGGAGCUCAGGCGUUUUUCAAGAAAAGCCUUGAAAGUCCAAUGCCCCAAUCAUAUUGCCCAAAGGAUGUUGAGUCUGAUUGGGACAAUCUAUGGUGCAGUUGCGGCUUCUUCUCUCCAAAUUUCGAACGUGCUAAGACGUUAAGUCAAGAGGAGAAAUUCGUAAUGGCAUUACCUCCUCCUAAUGUCACAGGAUGUCUACACAUAGGUCAUACAUUAACUUCAGCUAUUCAAGAUAGCCUUUGUAGAUAUCAUAGAAUGUGUGAUAAGGAGGUUUUGUGGAUCCCAGGGACAGAUCAUGCUGGUAUUGCAACACAGACUGUUGUUGAGAGGAUUCUGCUUAAAAGUGAAAACAAAUCUCGCCAUGACUAUGGCCGAGAUGAAUUUCUGACUAGAGUUUGGGAUUGGAAGAAGAAAUAUGGAGCUAAUAUUUGCACUCAGUUACGUAGAUUGGGAUGCUCUUUUGAUUGGACACGUGAGAUGUUUACAAUGGAUGAAUAUAUGUCAAAGGCAGUCUCACAAGCUUUUAUUAAUUUAUUUAAUCAGGGCUAUAUAUACCGUGGUACAAGAUUAGUUUCUUGGUGUUCUUACUUACGUACAGCUCUAUCUGAUAUUGAAGUAGAAGUGAUAGAGGUUCAGAAACCAACGAGACUUCGUAUUCCUGGCUAUGACAAAACUGUUGAAGUAGGGAUUUUGUGGUACUUUUCCUAUCCACUCCAGCAAAAAGGGCAACAAUACUCUUGGCACUUUGAACCUGAAAACCUCUCAAAAAUACCCAAAAUAACUGUUGCUACUACACGACUUGAAACUAUGCUUGGAGAUGUAGCAGUUGCGGUCCAUCCAAAUGAUGAGAGAUAUAAGGAUCUUGUUGGAAAUAUAUGCUUACAUCCCUUUUUACCAGAAAGGAAGAUUAGGAUUAUUACAGAUGAAUAUGUAGAUCCAGAAUUUGGAACAGGAUGUGUAAAGAUAACUCCAGCUCAUGACAAAAAUGACUUUGAUGUGGCAACACGUUAUAAUAACAAAUAUAAAGAUGAUCCAUCAAUGGAGCAGUUAGAAUUCAUUUCAAUUUUUACUUUAGAUGGGAAGAUGUCUAAUAAUUGUGCAUCAUUUUCAGGAAUUCACCGAUUUUCUUGUAGAGAAUUAUGUGAAAAAGAGCUUAGCAGAUUGAAUUUGUUAGUUGACAAGACUCCAAAUACAAAAAGUAUGCAGCUACCAAUUUGUUCACGUUCAGAUGAUAUAGUUGAACUGAUUAUGAUUCCACAAUGGUGGAUGAAUUGUAAACCUUUUGCUGAAAUGGCCUGCCAAGCUGUUAGGAAUAAAGAAUUGGUUAUUGAGCCUAAAUUUCAUGAACAGACAUGGUUUCAUUGGCUUGAAAAUAUUCAGGACUGGUGUAUCUCGAGGCAACUUUGGUGGGGGCAUCGUAUACCAGCCUAUAGGGUUUGUAUGGAAAAUAUAAAUGCGGAGAAGAAACCUCAAGAUAUUUGGGUUGCAGCAGACAGUGAAGAAGAGGCUAUAAAGGAGGUUAUAAAUAAAUUUCAGCUUAAGUUAGGAGAGUUUACAGUUGAAAGAGAUACCGAUGUCUUAGAUACUUGGUUCUCUUCAGGACUUAUACCUUUUUCAUCACUUGGAUGGCCCUAUAAAUUAAACCCAAGGACCGGAAAAGAUGAUCUAUCUACUUUUUUCCCUACAACUCUUUUAGAGACGGGAUCAGAUAUUCUCUUUUUUUGGGUUGCAAGAAUGGUUAUGUUAAGUUAUGCUUGUACUGGGAAACUCCCAUUCAAAACCGUCUACCUACACGCAAUGGUUCGAGAUGCCCAAGGACGUAAAAUGUCUAAGUCACUAGGAAAUGUAAUAGACCCUCUAGAAGUUAUUGAAGGUAUUUCUUUAGAAGAUUUAAAUAGUAAAGUGAAAAAAGGUAAUUUACCUACUUCAGAAAUAAAAAGGUCAAUAGAAAGUAACUCCAAAGACUUCCCAACUGGAAUACCUGAAUGCGGAGCAGAUGCACUCAGAUAUGGUUUGCUUGCUUACACAAAGCAGGGAAGAAAUAUUAAUCUUGAUAUUAAACGUGUUGUAGCUUAUAGACACUUUUGUAAUAAAUUGUGGAAUGCUUGUAAAUUUGCUUUUGGAAAUAUUGAAAAAUUGAAGGUUUACUCUGAAUCCACAAAAUUUCAAGCCUUGUCCUUGAACAAUAUAUUAGAAAAUUACUAUUCGUAUUUAAUGUGGGAAGAUUUCUUUAUAAUACAUAGAUUGAAUGAAUGUAUUACAAAAGUAUCAGCUUCCUUUAAAGAGUAUUUAUUUGCUGAAGUUGUCGCAGCUACUUACAAUUUCUGGCUAUAUGAAUUGUGUGAUAUAUAUCUUGAACUAACGAAGUUGAGAUUUAAGGAACUGAAUAAUUCUAAAUCUGCCUUUGUUGCGGCUCAAGUUCUUUGUACUUGCAUUGAUUUUGGUUUGCGACUUUUACAUCCAAUGAUACCAUUUGUCACCGAAGAGCUUUACCAAAGACUUUAUCAACUUGUUAGUAGUCCGGAAAGAUUCUUAUCAAUUUCUAUUGCUAAAUUCCCAACUACUUUGAAACAUUCACAACUUAACUACAAGAAAGAUCUAGAAUACAAGAUAAUGAUGCGUAUAGUAUCUCAAAUACGAUCAUUAACAUCUAUUAUGGAAAUUCCUAAUAAAGAGAAGCUAUCUAUAACAGUCUAUAUUAUAUACAAAGGACAGGAUUGCGACACUAUUCAGCUAUUAGAAACAGUUGCUGAGUCAUUUAUAACUAAACUUGCAAAUAUUGGUUCAACAGUGACUGUCAUUAACCCUGAUAUAAAGAAAGUUAACGAAUUAAAGUCUCAAUGUCUUUUGGAUAUUGUUGAUGAUAAGAUAGAUAUAUAUCUUACUGUUCCGCAAAAAGUUGAUUUAUCUCAAGCUUUACAGAAAAUUGAUAAACAACUAGCUGUAAAUAAGAAAUCUCUUGAAUCUUAUGAAAUAAAAAAGAAGUCACCAGCUUAUGAUAAAGUUCCAGAGUCUGUGAAGUUACUAAACGAAGAGAAGAUUAAUCAAUUAAUUGCAACAAUUGCAUCGCUUGAAAUUGCAAAGGAAAAUGUUGAAUCUCUUUUAAAGUAG